This is a messenger RNA of Psylliodes chrysocephalus, 1077 nucleotides long. Lineage: Eukaryota; Metazoa; Arthropoda; Insecta; Coleoptera; Chrysomelidae. The record is from the annotation of a GenBank genome assembly.
AAGCUUUCUGUCAUUUGUUAUGACAAGACUGACACUUAAAAAAAUUGAUACGAUUAAUGAGAAUUCAUGGAAUAAAUUAAAUUAAAAAUAAUGGAAAGAACAGCAAGUAUAGCGACAUGUAAAAGAUGUCAAGAUAAAUUUGAUAAAAGGGGAAUGAUAGAAGGUCCGGACCAUGUUUUAUACUGCACAGAUUGUUUCAAAAACCUUUAUUGUUCAGCUUCAGGAGAUUCGAAAUCUAGAGAAUCAGCAUUUGAUUUGCAUGAAAAACUCAUACCAUAUCCAGAAAUAUUUUCCUAUCAUAAACGACCAGAUUCGCUCAAUAAAAAUGGAAGCCAUAGUACAACGUCGUUAUCAAAGAGACCUCUGCAAUGUCCAAAAGCAGAUUGCAGCAAAUUCAUAUCCCUGUUCACCCUUGAAUCCCACUUUAAAUACGAACACAAGGAAGUGCCCAUCAUAUUCACGCAAUUAGAUGCCCGCAGCGCAUUGGAAUUCUGUCCCAGAGAUGUCAGAUAUAACAUAACGCAAUGCAUUGUUUUAUUGAAUGUUAUCAACCACGAUUUUUCCAACAUCUUUCCCAGAACUAGUCAGUAUGGUAAAGCCAGUCUACAGGCAACGGAUACUAAGCCAGUAAUGGUAUUGCUGGCAACUAGGAUAGCACAAUGUCACUUAAAUCAGUUCGAAGAUGAAAGAACUUACAAUUUCGAUUGUGACAACGAUAAAGACGAUGAAGAUUCUAAUUCGACCUUGACAAACGCUGAAAAUGGUCCCUUACUAAGAGCUGAAGACAAAAUCAUAAUAUGGUUAGCAUCCAAUAUUUACACAAAUCUCAGUUAUACCAUAGCCGCUUCUACGCUGUCUAACAAAAUUAGACAGAAAUAUUUUGGACCAAUGCUUACCCUUGGAGACAGUCCUCUAGAAUUGUGUAGAAACGGUAUGUGCCUCAUAUUGACCCAUUACCACGUAAACGGCAUGACAGAAAAUGGUACAAAACCGUUGUCUUUGGAUGUUGUGAUACACAGUCCUGACGAAUAAAUGAUUUAAAUUUUUGACUAAUAUUUAUUUACUGAUUAGUGUACU